This is a messenger RNA of Fulmarus glacialis (Northern fulmar), 666 nucleotides long. It is a transcript of the gene GPC6, whose product is annotated as glypican 6. The coding region runs from base 1 to 666 and encodes 221 amino acids. The transcript is spliced from 4 exons. Gene Ontology annotation, cellular component: plasma membrane; synapse; cell surface. Lineage: Eukaryota; Metazoa; Chordata; Aves; Procellariiformes; Procellariidae. The record is from RefSeq and is a predicted model, not a curated record. Gene Ontology annotation, biological process: regulation of signal transduction; cell migration; regulation of protein localization to membrane.
AUGGACCCUGAGGUUUUUACCCUCAGCAUGGGCAGCGGGAGAAGAGGAGAGCCCGCUGUUUGCCCAAAGACCCUGGUCCCAUGGACCAAAGACUUCAGAAAAGGCAGGCAUCCUGAGGCCGUCCCCACUGCUGCUGAAGGCUUGCCCAUGGUAACGGACAUUAAAGAAAAGCUAAAGCUCUCUAAAAAGUUCUGGUCAACAUUACCCUACACAAUCUGCAAGGAUGAGCGAGUGACAGCCGGUCCGUCAAUGGAGGAGGACUGCUGGAACGGCCACACCAAGGCGAGGUACUUGCCUGAGAUUAUGAACGAUGGCUUGACCAACCAGAUCAACAAUCCAGAAGUAGAUGUGGACAUCACAAGGCCAGACACCUUCAUUCGACAACAAAUCAUGGCCUUACGUGUCAUGACUAACAAACUGAAGAACGCAUAUAAUGGAAAUGAUGUCAACUUCCAGGAUACAAGUGACGAAAGCAGCGGCUCGGGCAGCGGAAGCGGCUGUACGGACGACAUCUGUCCCACCGAGUUCGAUUUCGUCACCACCGAAGCACCACCGGUCGACUCCGACAGGAGGGAGGUGGAGGCUUCAGCCACGCAGCCUGGCCGGUCACUGCAGACGUUGCUCGUCGUCUUCAUCAGUCUCAUACUGCAGAGACAGUGGAGAUAA